AUGGGUUCCUUUUCUGUUAUGGCUUGUAGGAUAUGGGAUUUAUACGUGACUCAUUCUAUUGUGACGGGCUGGUGGCUGUCUAGAAUCAAUACUUACAACACAAGCUUAUUCUGUGCCUGGGUUGUGUUUCUAUGCGACUUGGUGUAUAUCAUGGACGCGUUGGCGAGAGUGAGUAAAAACUCAGUCUGUUCCGGGCCUUCCAUUUCAUUUUUGUUCAAGAAACAAACGGAACCGUGGACACUUUUAGAAACUGUUAUUUCUGUGUUAAAUUUUACAACGUUUGUUCCUUUUCACGUGCUGGUUCUUUUAGAACUGGAUAUUUCUGGUCUGUAUCUAGUUGUUUGCGGGGUUCGCUUGGCGCGACUCUUGCAAACUGGACGAAUUUAUUGCCAUGUUAUCUGGACAAUUUCGAAAUUAUUGGAAACUGGUCGGCUUCGUGCUCAGGAAAAGAAAAGAACUUCACCAAUGGCAACAGAGAAAGAAAGUUGGAAGAAAACAGAGAGAACAAGAGCGAAAAAAUCUCCGUUUUUGGAACAUAUCGAGAUGUUAAAAGCCAUGGAGUUGGAACACAGAGACUGGAAGAGAAAAGAGAUGUGCUUUGUUAAACAGCGCUAAGUAUUACAAAAAUCUGCGGCGAAAUCUGAACAAUUUGUGAUACAGCACGUCGAUACCGGAUUUAUUUUGACCGUAAUGGACACACAGUAUUGUUUUCACAUAUGUUCCGCUCGAAAUGAUUGAAUGUGUUAUGUAAUGAUGAACUUCUGCUGUGUAUAUUUAGUUAAUGUGCUGACUCGUUGGCAGAAAAAAAAAAUAACAAAAACGAAAAAAAGGGCCUAUACAUUGGGUUUAAGGUUUUCAAUGCAAAUAUUAAACGGCAGGUUACUAAAAUCUACCCGUCCAUCGAGCUUGUUAAACUUCUAUUCGGUCCUCUUACGUGUAUAUGCUAAUAUCUGAAACAAUGAUUUGAGUUGUUUCAUCUUUCUCAUUACUAUUUUUGUUCAAAGGUCAGAAGGACAGACUUUUCUGAUAACCGUAACGAUUUUCUUUUCUUUCAGCUUUAAAUGCGUGCCAAAAACGUGUAUAUAGUGUACACUCAUUAAAAAACUACAAAACAUAAAUUUCAAUAAAUGUUAUUUUGUAAAAAAAAUAUCUCAGUAGAUGACUGCAAACCAUGAAGCGUAGACAUUUUUCUGUGUUGUUUACUGAAAAAGUUGAAAAAAAUGUUGCUUCACUCGAUUCGGUUGUAGAAUAUUUUGUAUAUCUCGCCGUAAUUAUUUGCAAGCGAGAAAAAAAAAAAAAGAUUUUUGGGCUAGGUCAAACGAGAUAUUUUCUAAACCCGCAACGCACGUACGUUAUAAAGUUCAAGAGAGCCCAUUUAGUUUGUUAAUGGUUACAUAAGUUAUGUCGGUUAUUUAUCUGUUUAAUAAUAGUAAUAAUGAUUGCCCUUAUCCCGAUCCAAGGCUGUUAAUUCAGCAAGUUGUUUGGUUAAACCCAAUGAUGUAAAAAAACAAAUUUUAUUUAAUAGAGGAAAUAUGUUUCUGUGGCACAGAAUUUAAUUAAAUCAAAAUUUGCCUUCUAUCUAGACUCCUGCCUUGUCUUUAAUUAGCUUUUAUUGGCAUCAUGUAUCAUGAAGCAAUACUUUAAUGAUUCCAAUGAUUCCAACAUCAUUAAGCAAAACUAAAAAAGAAAAAGAGGCACUCAAUAUUCGCUCACGGGUGAGCAAUGCUACCUCGAUUUGUUCAGUAUUCGCUGUUAUUUUCUUUUGUUUGUUCAAUCUUCAUUUUAGUCUUUACAGAAUAAAUCCAUACGUCUGCCAUUUCAAAUUCAACAUGACUCGACUUUCGCCAUGCUCUUUCUAUUCUCUAAGGGAGUAAAGCUUUAAGGAAGGGGAAAUUGUCAUCCUUUAUUUUUCGUUCUACGCAUUCUUUGUUCACGUGCAAGCUACCUGACAUUUAUAUAUUCGCCUACCUCCUUAAAUCUCUAUAAUCAGGUGGUAAUUAGGUUAGACAUUUAUAGUUCAUGCAAUCUUAAAAAAACGAAGACGGAAAAGCUACAUAACUGCAUCAACUUUGAACAUCCUCUGUUACUGACGCUCGUUCGCGUUCUGCGAAACGAGUUGAACGUCCGCUAUGAACAUAUAAUUUAUGCGUCGCCAUAUAAUCCCCUUGGAGCGAAGUGUACUUUUGCAUUAGCUCUUAGUGAUGAAUAUAGCUGAAAAACAUUUAGCACGUCAUCAGUUUAAUUAGGUGUUCCCGAAAUCUUCUUCGUUUUAGUAGGUAAUUUUAUAAGGCAACUUUUGCGCCGGUUUGACCCCUAACUGACACAGUCAAAUCUUUCCGGCACUUUUAAAGCGUGACUUAUAGUGUCCGUCUUGGGCAGAGAUGUCAUAGAGAUCAAGUAAAGAAAGUAAAGAAAGGCAGGGACCAACUCAAGGUGUCUGUUUUAGCAGGGUAUGGUUUUCAAGUUUACCAGAGCGUUUGGGUCUAGAAUAGGGUAUCAUUUUUCAGGAAACUGAUCAGUUUGUUGAAGAUUUUAUCUAGACUAGGGAAACAGUUACUCAGCUGAACUAGCUCUGGUAUAGGUUAAGGGUUCCAGGGUCCCAGCGGCACAUCCCCACCCAGAAAUUCCUAAAGAGGGGUUUUACUGUUCGUGUUAAAGAUGUGUCGGAGAGACUGUAAACCUCGUCACAUGUUCACGUGUUCAACGUCCAGACAGCACAAAGAGCCGACGUGACAUAACGAGCAUUCUUCUCGCGCUUAAAGUAACUCAUCUAUAAACAAAUUUGACAUGUCUGAACUGAAGCUCCAAUGAUCAGUAGAAUGGUUGAGAAACUAUUGGCUAUAGGUUUUUGUUAGCUUUUUUUUGGACCUGACAUUGCACGAUGUUCAAUAACGUUCCUAUCAUUUUAAAGUUUUUGACCAAUAGAAACAUUGCAUUAAUGUAUUCAGUCAUAAUUUGUGAACAGAAAACAAGGAUUGUGCACGGUCAGGGAGCUUCCAACAAACUACAGCACCAUUGUUUUCAACUUUGAUGUUUGCCGGGUUUCCUAACCAGUCUCCUCUACUAACUAUGUAAUUGAUUUAGAGACCUUAUACGGUACACUGUUUCCUGGAGCGGCGAGGGUGUAUGGAUAGGCAAACAAGUUUGCCAUACAGCUAAAUAUAAGGGGGACCCCUGAAAGUGUUCAAACUUCAACAAGAUGACAUAUUAGAACUGGAAGUUUCGGGAUUCCUGACACAUGAUGGCCUUUAAGUUAUUUCUUUAUUCAAAACCCCAAGUGAGCUCUCGCCUUAAGCGAUACCGUGAGUAAAAAAGAAAUGGGCUUUCCAUUCUGAAAACUCGGACACUUCAAGUGAGCCAACCACCCUCCGCAAUUUUUAACCCUGAGCGAGACUUAGCCCACUAAUUCUUUCUAUAUACUUAAGCAUAUAUGAACACUGUAUGGGAGUUAUCCUGCCCCCGGCCCCGUCUUAGAAAAUGAAUUGCCUAAUUGUAAGUUGAACCUUGUACUAUGACUUACGACCUCUCCUAUCAUUAUCAUUAAUUUUGUAAGCCACUCAUUUGUGAAGUAUCCUUAAGCGUCUGGAGGAUUGUAAUUUUACUGCACAUACUGGGUUACAAAUACAAAGAAAUUAUGUUUAGGCUUUGCCCCCUUUGUAAUAGAUACGAGAUGAAUUCCACUGUUUGUUGAAAUGUACUCGUGAUCACUCAUCACUUUCUCAUAUAAGGGGUACCUUCUUGGAGAGCCUAUACUCGAUAAAGAGUAAUUUUACGAAUAUGUCUUGCAAGGCACUAUUUUUAAAUAUCAUGUCCAUGUGCGAUGAAAACGUCAUAAAUAUUAGUGCCUCUUAUAUUGAAAGUAUCCUAAAUUGUUAUAAAUCCGAACUCUAAUUUAACUUUCUUACCAUACGAGUAGCGGAGAAGCCGUACAUAGCCAAGUAAUUUUUUUUAAAUUUAAUAUUCGAUAUUUAGUUGUUGUUUCUUUCUUUCUUAUCUUUUAUUUUACUUUGUUUCAUUUGUAAUUAUCUGUUUAAAAUUGCGCACCUUUUCUCGGCCAUUCAAAAGGCUCGGCUUAUUUCGCGGGGCUGCAGAGUGACCCAGGCUGAACUUAAAGGUUUCUUUCGAAGAGUCCAUAUUUUUUCCAGAACUGUUGUGUCUUUUUCGAAUUAACUUGCAGAGUCAUCUUUAUUUCGUCGUGAAACGUCUCGACUCGCUUACUCACUAUAGGUAACAAAUAACUUGUUUCUUAAUAUGCUUACAUGAAAAAGCACGGCCAAUAUACCGUAAAAUUCCGAAAAUAAGCCCCUCCAUGUAUAAGCCCCUCUAAACAUAAGCCCCCCAAACCGGUCCAAAUAUAAGCCCCCCGGGGACUUGUACUUGGAAAAUUGCCCUCAAACACAAAGUAGAACAAAGCAAAAACGGUAAAUUUACUUCCAACUAUAAGGCUAGCCCAAUCGAUUUUGAAACGCAAAUUUCCCUCCGUAGAUAAGCCCCUCCAAAUAUAAGCCCCUCCAAAAAUGUCCCUCAAAAAGGGCCUUUGAAAAAUAUAAGCCCCAGGGCUUAUUAUCGGAAUUUUACGGUAUAUCUGUCGUUUUGUUGACAUCUCAGGAUUUAGUCACUUAAAAUAUCGGCCUCAAGAACUGUCGUCUAAAGCAGCAACAAUCGUGCAUUGUCAUUUGUUUGUUUGUUUUUGUUUUUGAAAAUAUCACGGAAGCAUUUCUUACUUUAAAGACUUCAUGCUUUCAAAAUUUUGCUUAUGGUCUAAGGCUUACCGUAGUUAUGGUAAGUCCAGUAGUUAGCACUGACGUUUAGCGCUGUACAGCAGAAUUUACAUCAUUUUUUACUGAGACUUUUGAGACCUUUCUGUUCAAUUUUCAAGAUCUGCAAAAAAACCUUCGUUUCCGUAACCCACGACAUUCCAAAACGGAGAUCAGUUUCCUUUGUCCACUUUCUUCAAAGCGUUUUAAUUUUUUAACCCUUGAGGGAGAUUUUUUUAUGUUCAGUUUUUAAGAUCUUUCUUUUCAAACGGAGAAGGUCUCGUUCAAAUUUUUACCCGUGACAGUUUUCGUUUCAAUUUCAACCAUAAGGUAUGUCUGAAAAUUCUUUCUGCUUGUAACAAUCGCGCGCAGCAAGAUGCGCAAAAUGACCAAAUACAGACCAGAAAUAUCCAUCUCUAUGAGAACCAACAUAUGAAAGGGUACAAAUGUUAUAAACUUCCAUCUUCCAUCCAGAGAUUACAUUUGCUAGAGAUGACCAGGAUACACGCGAUGUCGGACGAGAAACAGCUCGAAGCGAUCAAGGAAUCGUUGGAGUUUUUGCUCGUCCUCGCCAAUUGCAUCCAGGAUGAAAAUCGAGUAACACAUAUCUUCUAAAGUAGUCCAUUGCUCAUUGUAUACCGCCUUUUUCCGUGAGAAGGGAGCGCUAGCAUCGUUAGAGUCUGUUCUUUAACUUUCAAGAACGAGUUUGUGGUACUAGCACGUGCUUCUCUGCUGAAAGUUGCCUGAUUUUAACAUCCGAGAAAAUGCGCGCAAACGAAGAAUGACGACAUAAAGGUUUAAUAAAAGCGCGCUGUCUGAAGUCGUUGAUCAAUUAAAUAGUCGUUCUGUGGUGAACGCUCAUGGCUGCUUACAAUGUGAUUUUGUCCCGAUUGUGGGGAUUUUACGUGACAAACACCGUGGUCACCGGUUGCUUGAUCGCAAGCUGCAAUCCAGACAAUACGAGCUUGCUGUACGCUUGGUUGGUUUCCUUAUGUGA
Porites lobata is the source of this 5754-nucleotide messenger RNA. The record is from the annotation of a GenBank genome assembly. NCBI's taxonomy places the organism in Eukaryota, Metazoa, Cnidaria, Anthozoa, Scleractinia, Poritidae.